AGCCAAAUUCAACCCAACCCCACUCCACUCCUCUCUUUUCCCUUUACUUUCUCUCUCUACUCUCAAUUGCACAAACCCAAAAGCCAAAGGCCUCCCCUUUUUCUUCUUUCACUCUCUCACUUCAUCAAUUACUCUCUAGAAAAGUGCUAACCCAUAGACACAACACAAGCAUCUCACAUUUCCCACUCCCAAAUGUUUCCCAAGAAUUUACUUUUUCUCUUCUUCUUCUUCUUCUUCUUGUUCACCUUCUCUCCUUUGCUCAUUUUGGCUCUACCCAACCCAGACCCAGCAACCAUCCAAUCAUUCUUGCCAAAUUCAUCACCCCCAGCAACCAUUCCUGCAUUCCCAGAACAAUCUAAUGCUGAAGGUUGUCCUUUGGACCUGCCGGAUGAGCUCUUCCAUGGCAUAAAAGCUGCUUGUGGAAAUGGCCAAGUUGGGCAGUUACACAAGAGCAGGUGCUGUCCGGUUCUGGCAGCUUGGCUCUACUCUGCCUACUCUGCCACUGCCCUUGGCAGGGCUGGUAGAGUAGCCCCAGCAGCUGGAGGUCAUAUUUCCCCGUCGUAUGACCUGCCACUGCUCCCAGAUGACUCAGAAACUUGUGUGGAUGAUCUGGGUAAAGCCUUGAAAGAAAAAGGGAUAGAGUUGGUUAAACCAAAUGAGACUUGUGAUGUGGUUUAUUGUUAUUGUGGGAUUAGAUUGCAUCCACUGAGCUGUCCUGAGGCAUUUUCUACUAACCAAAGGGGGAAGCUUAUUGUGGAUAAGAGGGUUAAGAGAUUAGAGAAGAAUUGCUUGAGUAGCAGUAGCAAUGUGAAUCAAUUUCCUGGUCUUGGUGGAUGCUCCAAGUGCUUAAACAGCCUCUAUUUGCUUAACAACAAGGAGACUUUGAACUCAAGCAAAUCAGAAGACAGGACCACCAAGAUGCACAACAAAGAUUGCCAGUUGAUGGGUCUCACAUGGCUGCUCGCGAAGAAUCGAACAGCUUACAUUCAUACAGUUUCUGCAGUUUUACGCGCUAUGAUGAUGAAUGUGGGUGGAUCAAAUCCUCAAUCCUGCACUCUCAACAGUGAUGGUAUGCCGUUGGCUGUUGAUUCUUCUGAAAUUUCCAGCAAUUCUUUGUCAAUCUCUCAUCAAGCACCCAUCUAUGUAUCUGUUGUUUUUGUAAUCUGUUUGUUACAUUUGCUGCUCCUUGUACCUUCCACCAAACUCUAGAUGAUGGCUUUAACCUAGUGAAUUUUUGGUGGUGGUGGUGGCGGCAGCGGUUUUUGGUGGUGGUGGUGGUGGUUGUUGUGACUGAUUUUUUUUGUUUCUUUUUGGUUCACUAAUGUCUUGUGUGAUGGAGUGCCCAGGAGUUCUUCUGUAUCUAUUUACACUCUAUGUCAGUAGCACAUUACAAUUUUUA
Molecule: messenger RNA, 1399 nt
Organism: Manihot esculenta (cassava)
Lineage: Eukaryota; Viridiplantae; Streptophyta; Magnoliopsida; Malpighiales; Euphorbiaceae
Exons: 2
Coding region: 193-1209 (338 amino acids)
Source: RefSeq, a predicted model, not a curated record